CCAUUUUUUUCACGCUUUGUGUAAAAAGUGGAAAAGGCAGAAAAGUCUAAAAACAGAUUAAAAAGAGUUGUAAAAGUCUUGGGAUACUUGCGAAAGUAUGCAAUAUUGAAAUUAGUGCGUGUUCGAAUUGUGUGAAACCAACAAUUGAACAUGGAAACUGUUGUGGCUUUCAACAAUGAGCUCUCCGGACUCUAUGACAGCCGACCGCCCAUAUCCAAGGCUAAGAUGGCCGCAAUUACCAAGUCGGCAAUGCGAGCCAUCAAGUUCUAUAAGCAUGUCGUCCAGAGUGUGGAGAAGUUCAUACUGAAGUGCAAGCCAGAGUACAAGGUGCCGGGACUGUAUGUUAUCGAUUCAAUUGUGCGUCAAUCGCGCCACCAGUACGGGCCCGAGAAGGAUGUAUUCGCGCCCCGCUUCCAGCGCAACCUCACAGAGACCUUUGCCAAUCUCUUCCGAUGCGCUCCCGAGGACAAGAGCCGCAUCAUCCGCGUUCUCAAUCUCUGGCAGAAGAACAACGUCUUCAAGUCGGACGUCAUCCAGCCCAUCUUCGAUCUGGCCGAUCCCAAUCAUCCCAUCUACCAUCAAAUGCAAAUGCAAAUGCAGAUGGGCGGUGGCGGCGGACCCGGUGGAAAUGUGGGGCCUGGUCCCAGCAGCAGUGGAGCGCUAAGCCUGGCCGAUAUCUCCAGCGGGCCGAAUGGACUCAACACCUCUGGACUGAGCCAAAUGGACCUGAGCAUGAACAGUGGCCAGGGAGACGACAAGAUGGGCGGGGUGCCCGAUUUAUCGAUGGGUCAUGAGAAAUCCUACGGUGGCGGUGUCAGCAGCAGCAGCUCAAAGCGUCAUCACUCGGAACAGCAUUAUAUGAAGCGUCAGUCGGGAUCGUCGAGCAAGUCGCAUCAUCACAAAUACAGCAAGAGCUCGCAUGAGAUCGACUACGAUGUGCGCUCGAUCAUGGACGAUGAGGAGGACAAUAUGCAGCGAAUGAUGGCCGAUGAUCAUCAUCAUCAUCAUCACCAUCACUGCAUGGGCGACGACUCGCCCCCGACAUCAUCCAAUUUGCUAGACAACAACAAUCUGAAGCAGCUACUCAAUGAUCCGAAUGUGCUGCGGCAGCUGCAAACUCUGCAGAAUUUCCAGAAGUUCAAGCAACAGGAGGAGAAUCAAAAGAUGCGCUACCAGGAUGAUGCCCUGCAACAGCAUUUGCAGAACGUCCUGAAGGGCACUGCUGGCAUGCCUCCUGGCAUGGGUAUGGGCAUGGGCAUGAACCUCAACCACAGUGAUGGGCAGGACAUGAACAAGGACGUGGAGUUCAUCUCGGAGCAGCAGUCGAUUGAGGUGAUCAAUCUGGAUGGGGCCGAUUCGCGUAGUCCAACGCCCGACCGGGAGAGGUACAAGCGUAGCCGGAGGAACAGUCGCAGUCGAACUCGCUCCCCACGCGGACGUGGCACAGGAGGCGGCGGCGGUGGAGGCGGUGGCGGCAAUGGCAACGAUCGACGUCGCCGCGGAUCCCGAUCGCGCAGUCGUUCACCUCGUUCCAGUCGCCGGCGAGGAUCAAGGGAUCGUGAUCGCAUGGAUCGCAACAAUCGGGACAAGGAGCGUGACCGAGAGCACGAGCGUGAGCGACGCAAGAAGGGGCUGCCCGAUAUUAAGAAGGAUCACCUCAGUGUUUGCAGCACCACCUUGUGGGUGGGUCAUCUGUCCAAGCUAGUCUAUCAGGAAGAGCUGUCGGACACCUUUGGGGAGUACGGUGACAUAGUGAGCAUCGAUCAGAUUGUGCCACGCGGAUGCGCUUUCAUUGUGAUGAAUCGUCGCCAGGAUGCACACAAGGCGAUGCAAGCGUUGAAGAAUCACAAGCUACAGGGCAGGGCCAUAACCAUCUCAUGGGCCGCCGGCAAGGGGGUGAAGAGCAAGGAGUGGAAGGACUUUUGGGACCUGGAGCUGGGCGUCACGUAUAUACCCUGGAACAAGCUGAGUCCCGAGACGGAUCUCGACACCCUCGAGGAGGGCGGCAUGUUCGACGAGGACACCAUGCCCAGCUGGAUCAAGCAGAAGAUCAAUCAGGCCAAAAAUGUCGGCAAGGAGAAGAACUCGGCGUCCACACCAGAGACCGCUACGGGGGCUGUGCCAGGGCCUCCACCAGGAAUGAUGUUCGGCAUCGAUACAACGCAGCCGCCGCCAGUGGGUCCAGUUGGUCCACCACCGCACGGUCCUGGCGCACCGCCACCGCCAGCACUCAUGGGCAUGGUGAGGGGACAAUAUCCGAUGGCUCCGCCCAUGGGGAUAGGCAUGCCGCCACCGAUGAUGAUGCCACCGACAAAUAUGCCACCACCGAUGAUGAUGCCCACGACAAACAUGCCGCCACCAAUGAUGAUGCCCCCUGGCAUGAUGCCGCCCGGCUUUCCAGGCAUGGGUGGACCUCCUCAUCCAAUUGGUAUGCCUCCCGGAGGCCCCUUCCCGCCGCCCGGUACAGUGCCUCCUCCCAUGGCAGGCGGCGCCCCAACCUCGGGCAGCAGUGGCAACAUAAGCGACGAUCAAAUGGACAUUGAAAUGGAACUGGAGGAUGCCCCGCCCCCUAUGCCGCCCCAGCAGCAGGCCAGCUUCAAUCCGCCCAUGUCCAAUCCAAACAAUGUGGAGGCGGUGGUGGCUGCCGCGGCCAACGAGAUGUUCCAGCGGGAACGGGAGCGUUCCCGUGGCCCCGGGGGCGGUGGCUCACGUUGGGGCGGACGCGAUGACGUGGCCGAGGCUGCCGAACGCUGGAGAGCCGAAAAUGGCGGUGGACCUGGACCUGGAGCUGGACCAAAUGCCGCAUUCAAUGAGGCGCGAGCUCGGCUCAACCUGAAUCCCCUAGAGCAUGGAAUGCAAAGACCAGACUUUAUGGGCGUGGACUUUGAUAAUCGCGGUGGACCAGGUCCACGUGGAAUGGGGCCACGCAGUGGGAACCUGAAUGGAGGCGGAGGACCAGGCGGAGACUUCUUCUCGCCCAACAUGAACAACAGCCGAUUCAAUCAGCCCACCAGCUUGAUGCAGAUGCGUAUACCGCCGCCGGCGGCCUUCAAUCAGCGCAUGGGUGGUCCCAAUCCCAAUCCCAGCAAUGCUGGUAAUGGCGGCGCCGUGGGACCCAUGUUCAUGCGCAAUCAGGGCGGUGCCGUUUCCGUUGGUGUGGGCGGCCCCUGCGGUGCACCCGGUGGACGACAACAGGGACAGGGACCAGGCUUCUUCAAUCCCCGGAACCCCUUCAAUGAUAAUCAACGGGGACGCGGCGGCCCUGGUGGUGCAGGCGGUGGUGCUGUCGGCCGUGGAAUGGGAGGUGGAGGUGUCGGCGGCCGAGGACGCUGGAGCGACGAUGAGGAGGAAGGCGGCAACAAUUUCAAUAAGCGCCGCGCCGGUCCUGGAGGUCCUGGCGGUAAUCGCUUCCGUGGAGACCGAGCAGGCGACAAUCCUGACGAGCGCCGCGGCAACAAUGCACGUGGCGGACGCGGACCGAGAGAAGAACGUGACCGUCCAGGCUUUGGUAAUAGACGCAGCUCGCGUGACGACAGUAGUCGCCAUUCGAUAAGUUCCACGGAUGAAGCAAGCAGCAAGCCCAUAUCGGAGCCGGAAUCCAAGGAAAAGCAUCCGGAGACGGCUGCAUCCAGCACCAAUUCAUUGUCAGUGCCAACGCCAACGCCAGCCACAGCCACUGCCACUGCCACAGCGACUGCUGAUGGGGCAGACACGGAGGAGGACUGGGACCGUGAGCUGCAGGACUAUGAGGCGAGAAUGGAGGCGGAGCAGGCAGCUAAGGCCGGGCGAGGUGCCCCAGAGGACACUCCAGCUACUGAAGAGCAAACUACAGGCUCUCGGUCGCCGGUGGAGGAUUUCGCGAGGCCAGCAGAAGUGUCGAGCGAGAUGCCGGCACAAAAACAAACAGAUGCUUCACCCGCCUGCACGCCUCUCUACGAUGAGCUGCCACCACCCUCAGCACCAGUCCCAGCCGCAGCGCCCGCUGAGCCCGAAAGCAGAGUGGAGGCAGCUGCAGAAGCAGAAGUAGCCGCUCCACAGAUCCCUGAAUUUAUUCGCACCGAGGCUGGGCCCAAAGACGAACCCCCUCCAGCACCAGCUCCCGCUCCGGAAACACAAGAAGAAGCCCCACAAAUGGAGGCUACACAGACAGAAGCUCCAUUGACGGUGGAGUCAGGUGGCGAACAAGCAGCAGUGGCUGUCGAGGCUGAAGCAUAGAUAACGGCAGAGCAGCAGGAACAAAAGGAUUAUUGGAUGAAUUCUGAUUGAAUUACUCUCAAGAAAAUUGUAACCUAUGAUUUUCCUUACCGAGUAACCCACACAUGUGUAAAAUCCCAUACAUACGAACCCAUUUCAAUCUUUAAAACCUGAGAUUUCGUGGCAUUUCACGUACUUUAAGCUGAGCGCCAGCAAACAAGAAUUUUUGGUUUGGUGAAUCACUCUCUACUCGUACAAUAGGAAUACAAUAGGAAGGAACUCCGCAUGGACCGGAGCGCAGGAUGACUACGUGGACUAAAUUCACACACGGAUAUAGAAAAUAAUUAGCAAAAGCAGGAGAGAAUGUGAGAGUUUGGACGGACGCAAAGGACAGGAAAGAUAUUGACAGAACAACGCAGAAGCGGAAACAAAUCGGCAAUCGCAGAUAACUUGAAGUGUUUAUAAUUUUGUUAUGUAUUUAGUUUUAAGGGUCUAUUUAACACUCGGAUUGUUUAUAACGCGCAGAUUCUAGGUACAUAAUUGUGUACAAUUCAAACACAAUUAUAUUAUAUAUCAAUACUAUUAAAAACAACAAAA
Messenger RNA from Drosophila subobscura, 4791 nucleotides. RefSeq names its product SR-related and CTD-associated factor 4 (gene Isha). The record is from RefSeq and is a predicted model, not a curated record. Gene Ontology annotation, cellular component: nucleus. Gene Ontology annotation, molecular function: RNA binding. The transcript is spliced from 10 exons. Bases 151 to 4215 code for a protein of 1354 amino acids. Lineage: Eukaryota; Metazoa; Arthropoda; Insecta; Diptera; Drosophilidae.